This is a messenger RNA of Macadamia integrifolia, 2313 nucleotides long. RefSeq lists its product as uncharacterized. The record is from RefSeq and is a predicted model, not a curated record. The transcript is spliced from 7 exons. NCBI's taxonomy places the organism in Eukaryota, Viridiplantae, Streptophyta, Magnoliopsida, Proteales, Proteaceae. Gene Ontology annotation, molecular function: RNA-DNA hybrid ribonuclease activity; nucleic acid binding. The coding region runs from base 1 to 2313 and encodes 770 amino acids.
AUGCGGAGAAUGAAGAACUCCUUUAAAUAUUUGAAGACAGAUGAUGGGACUUUGAUCUCUGAUAAAGCACAUCUUGAGGAAUACGUCACGGGAUAUUAUGGGCUUUUUCACAAAGGUAUUCCCCUGACCGAUCACAUGGAUUUACUGCAAUGUAUUCCAAAAGUUUUGGAAGAAAGGGAUAGAGGUCGGUUAGAUGGUAUUCCCUCUGACACUGAGAUCAAGGGUGCGGUGUGGGAUCUUGAUCCAGAUAGUGCUCCUGGUCCAGCUGGGUUUCCUGAAGCAUUUUAUAAAUCAUGCUGGGAUAUCAUAUCUUCAGAUGUGUGUAGGGCUAUCAAAUGGUUUUUCAAAACUAGCUUUAUGCCUUACGGAAUUAACAAUAAUUUUCUGGUCUUAAUUCCAAAAACUGAAGAAGCAUUAUCUCUGGACAAAUUCAGGCCGCUGUGCAUGGGAAAUUUUUUCUACAAAAUAAUAUCAAAGGUUCUAACUAUGCGACUGACGCGUGUUCUUCCAAAAAUAAUUUUUGAGGAGCAAGGGGCCUUCCAAAAAGGGAAGAUCAUUCAUUCUAACAUAUCAUUGGCCUCUGAGCUGGCCAACAUGAUGUUCGCAUCCACAAGAGGAGGGGGCAUGGGUUUAAAAAUUGAUAUCCAGAAGGUGUUCGAAACGAUCUCUUGGAACUUUAUUUUCCAUAUCCUAAGGAGAUUUGGCUUCUUUGAAAAAUGGAUCUCUUGGAUCUAUCAGAUCCUAGCAUCAGCCAGAAUAUCAGUUCUGCUAAAUGGUGGCCCUGUUGGAUACUUAAGUGUGGAGAGAGGUCUGAGACAAGGGGAUCCGAUCUUGCCAAUGCUGUUUAUAAUUGCAAAAGAGGUUCUUUGUAGAGGCUUAUCUGAGCUCCUAGCCAACAAGAGCAUUAAGACUCUAUCAGGUCCUCGUGGUGCUAUUACCCUUACCCAUAUUUUAUUUGUCGAUGACGUAUUCAUCUUCUCAAAUGCAUCCAUCAGGCUUAUGCCUCUUUUGCCGCAUUUGGUCUCAGAUGAGCAGAGAGCAUUCCAGAAGGGUAAGAUCAUUUCUUCUAACAUUAGUCUGGCCUCGGAGCUGGCAAAUCUAAUGCAUUCUGCUGUGAGGGGUGGAGGCAUGGGAUUGAAAUUGGAUUUGCAGAAGGCAUACGACUCCUUGUUAUCUGUUUUAGUGAAUGGAGAACCAAUGAGGUUUUUCCCAGUGGGCAGAGGUCUGAGACAAGGAGAUCCUAUUUCUCCAUUCUUAUUUAUUUUGGCGGAGGAGGCAUUCUGCAGAAGUUUGAAGUUGCUAGUAAGGGAUGGAAAGUUGAAGUCUCUCCCGGACCUCGAGGGAGCAUUCCAGAAGGGGAAGAUCAUUUCUUUUAACAUUAGUCUGGCUUCGGAGCUGGCAAAUCUAAUGCAUUCAGCUGUGAGGGGUGGAGGCAUGGGAUUGAAAUUGGAUGUGCAGAAGCUUCUUUUAAGCUCUUCUAGGUUAUCUGUUUUAGUGAAUGGAGAUCCAAUGGGUUUUUCCCAGUGGGCAGAGAUUAAGCAUGAGGAGUCCUCUAUGAGUAAGUUCUUCCGGGGUCGCUUUCUAAAAGCAGAUGGAUCUCUGAAAUCUGGUCAUAUCUCCUCUUCGAUUUGCCCAGGGAUAAAGAAAGUCUGGAAUUUUGUGGCUUUAAAUGAGCAGUGGACAGUAGGUAAUGGGCACAAAAUUGAUUUCUGGAAGGACAGGUGGUUGGAUCAUCUCUCCAUUGAAGAAUUGCUUUUGAAUGAUGGUGGUCACAAAGGGAAUUUAAAGGCUAAAGUUUGCGACUUUAUCCACAAUUCAAGAUGGGACUUUCCUCAGGUAGCAUCUAACUACAUGAAAGACAUUACAAAUAAAGCAAAUUCGAUCUAUAUUUCAGGCAUGGAGGAUGAGUGUCACUGGCGCCCUUCUUCAGCAGGAGUUUUUUCCAUAAAGUCAGCCUGGGAAGCCUGUAGAAGGAGCUCGCCUAAGGCUAUUAUCACAGGAAUUGAAGCUGCAAACCAAUUUGGGGUGCAAAGUUUAUGGAUAGAAUGUGACUCAGUCAUAGUGGUUCAUCUUUUGCAGAAAAAAACAAUUCCUUGGAAAUUUCGGCAAAGGUGGAUUAACUGCUUACCCUACCUUGAAAGGGUGGAGUGGAAGAUAACGCAUUGCUUUCGUGAAGCAAAUUCUGUAGCGGAUAUCUUGUCAAAGUUUGCCGCCCACUUUGAAACCUCUCUGCUAGUGACAUCUUGGCAAGCCUUAGUGAAAAUGGACCUGGACAUGGAUGCCUUGGAUCAUUCGAGAUAUAGACUGCUAUAG